GGUCAGCGUAGGUGGAAGUGCUACAAACGGUGUCAUUCACAAAGUAACAAGAAUACACUACAAUAGUGAUAAAGAAUUCAAUUAACUUCCAUAAAAUAUUAAGAUCAUUUCCCGAGGAAAUUAUACAAACGGACAUUUUGAGCUUGACGUGAAAGUAACUCGGGGGCGUGUUUUCCGUUUCUUCACUGAUUUAUCAGGAGAUCACUCUUGGGAGAUUUUUUUUUAAAGGUAUAUGGUUUUGAAAAUGUCCUCUAAAAUGUCGGGCUCAAACAAUCUGGCUCAUGCUAGGAGGAUGGUACAGCAGCUGAGAGUCGAGGCCAGUAUCGAGAGGAUAAAGGUAUCCAAGGCCUCCGCUGACCUGAUGCGCUACUGUGGAGAAAACGCCAAAUACGACCCUCUGCUCAUGGGCAUCCCCGCCUCAGAAAACCCCUUCAAGGACAAAAAGCCCUGCACUAUAUUGUAGUCCAACAAACAACCACAGGCGUUUUAUUUAAUUAUUCUACUCAACUUCACCUUAAGCCCAGCUCCUUAGUAUAACUUUGUGCCACGUCUUAACUAUAUUUAGCUCUUACAGUAUUUAUUACUGUAAAAUAAACUCCAAUCACUACUAGUUAAUUGCCAAUUUUGGUGAUGGCUAGCAUCGCCUCUCAUUAGCAUCCCUCGUCUUUCUGUUUGGUCUGGAGUCAAUCCAGGGGAUAAUCCCAUAAUUCAAGGCGAAUAGCUGUUUUAAAGUUCCUCUUUCCACCAAACGGUGCCUUAAGUUACACUUUGUGGUUGAAAUAGGGAAGUAGCAGAUCACAGUAUGAUUUAAAGAGCUUGAAGCUACACUAACUGAUUAAAUGACUGAUGACAUUGUAUAUUCCUCUAGUAGCACAAAUAUGAAUGAUUUAUUAAUAGCAAAGGGACUGAAUUAAAUGGAAUUUGAGGAUCCAUAAUAAAUCAGAUGUAACUCCUGCAAUCAUCAAUGGUCCAGUGCAUGAUGGGUGAAUGAAACCAGAAAGUAAAUCAUUGACCGAUUUUUCCGAGAGGAAAGUUGAGAGUUUCUGGAGUGGUUUAAAGGGGUAGUUCACCCAGAAAUUCUGUCAUCACUCACUCUUAUUUUAAAACAUGAUGAGUUUGUUUUGUUAAACACAAAAGGAGAUAUUUCGAAUAAUAGGAAACCUGUAACCAUUGACUUCUAUUGCAUUUCAUUUUCUUACUAUGGAAGUCAAUGGUUACCGAUUUUCAGCUUUUUUCCUAAACAAAAAGAGUAAGUAAAAUUUUAUUUCUGGGUGAACUAUUUUUCUUUAAGAGAAAACAGAAGUGAUUCUAUUGGCUUGCACUUUCAAACCCAUGUGCCUUAGUUUUUUUAGCAUUCCUUACUUAGUUUCAAUGUAUAAAAAUGAAAUGAUGAUCCUUUUUUAUCUGUCGACCCUUUUCUUCUGAUUUUUAAGUGCCUUUUUGUGUCUUUCCUCUGACAAGGCACAUUUUUAGACCACUGCUGAAUUGAAAGGAUUUUUUUUUUUAUUUGCUUUGUGAAGCAGGCAGUCGUGAAACAUUACAUUAGCAUUCAGACUUUGAAUGAACCGUAUUCCUGAUGCUGCUGAGAAAUGCAGUAUUUGAGACUCACAACCAAAUCCCUGUGACCUCAGUAUCUCUGUGAAGAAAAACAUUAUUUUCUUUUCUUAUUUCAGUAUUUUUUUUUUUGCAAGCCUUCGUAACAUGUGCUGUACGUACUGUACCUUGAAAGAAAGAUUGAUUAAAAUUGUGAAAUAGUAAAACAAGG
Danio rerio (zebrafish) is the source of this 1765-nucleotide messenger RNA. RefSeq names its product guanine nucleotide binding protein (G protein), gamma 12a (gene gng12a). Gene Ontology annotation, molecular function: G-protein beta-subunit binding. Gene Ontology annotation, biological process: G protein-coupled receptor signaling pathway. The record is from RefSeq and is marked validated. Gene Ontology annotation, cellular component: heterotrimeric G-protein complex; plasma membrane. Lineage: Eukaryota; Metazoa; Chordata; Actinopteri; Cypriniformes; Danionidae.